Molecule: messenger RNA, 494 nt
Organism: Lecanosticta acicola
Lineage: Eukaryota; Fungi; Ascomycota; Dothideomycetes; Mycosphaerellales; Mycosphaerellaceae
Source: the annotation of a GenBank genome assembly
AUGGCCGCGAAAGCGCAAGCCGCGCCUAUCUCCAGGACCUCCAGCUGCCUCUGUGGUGCCGUCAGCAUCACCUUCGAGGGCUUCGAUAAAGGCGCCGUACUAUGUCACUGCAGCAAUUGCAAGUCAGCAUCUGGGAGCGCGUUCAUGCACAACCAUCGUCUGCUGAAAGCGGAUAUCCACAUCACCCAGGGGCUACACUGCCUGCGCGAAUAUGCCGAUUCUGCGACCACAAGUGGAAACACACUAUACAGACACUUCUGUAGCAACUGCGUAAGCUUCCGUUCCUCGCAGUGGAGCCACGAGAGGGUUUGCUGAGGGUGCUUUGACAGGGGAGCCAGUUGUACUUGACGAACUCGAAAAUCGCAGGCUUUGUGGCAAUCAACGCUGGCAACAUGCAAGGCGAAAGGGCAGGGCCUUUUAUGGAGCUCUUCCUCGAUAACAAAUACCCCUGGAUUGGAGACGUCACAGGGAAAGAAGUCAAAGCGAAGCUGUGA